AUGGCCACAAAACAGUGUCAGGCUCUGGUUACUGAAGUCCUGAGUACAGGAUUGCCAGAUAUCGUCAAGAAGACGAUUCAUGUGCCCCAACCGGCAUCCAAUCAGGCCUUAGUGAAAGUUUCACACGUCGCCCAGAACCCAACAGACAUCCAAGCCCUGGACAGAAACGCGUUCGGCGAAGGCGCAAUUCUUGGCUGUGAUUUCGUCGGCACCGUUGAGGAAACUGGCGAUCAGGCGCACAAACUCAACAGAGGAGAUCUGGUAGCCGGCUUCGUCUGGGGUGGCGAGGUCAGAGGUGUUGGGGGCUACAGCGAGUACACCGUGGCAGAUAACAACAUUAGCUUCCGUGUUCCCAAGAACAUUACCUUAGAAGAGGCAGUUACACUGCCCCUAGCGUCGAUGACGGCUUGGCUCGCCCUUUUCUCUAAAGGUUGCCUGGCCAUUCCUAGAGACAGCGGACAUGACACGCCAGUUCUGAUCUGGGGUGGAAGCUCAAUCGUCGGCCUCUACGCCAUUCAGAUCGCAGCUUUGCACGGCUUCAAGGUGAUUACUACUUGUAGUGCCAAUCACUUCGAUUUGGUGAAGCAUCUAGGUGCCCGUCAUGUAUUUGACUAUCACGACGAUGACGUUAUAGACUCGAUCAAGCAGUCAGCACCGGGUGUGGAGUAUGUCUUUGAUACAAUCGGAAAUGAGUCCUCAUCCGGUCUGGCCUCGCAAGCCAUCAACGAGAAGGGCGGCGGUCUAUGUACUGUAAGGCCUGGGAAGGCAAACACCAACGAAGUCCCUAAGCAGAUCAAGGUGACUGAUGUGCUUGUCUUCACUGCCUUCCUGAAAGAUCACCGUUAUGGGAAGUUCCAUUGGCCCGCAAAUGAGGAGGAUCACAAGCUCGGAACAGAGUUCUUCGAGAAGCUUCCCGGCUGGGUUGAAGAUAACAAGAUCAGGCCCGCCAGACCCAAGGUCAUUCCUGGUGGCCUAGAUGGCGUAACGAAAGGAUUCCAGGAGUACAGAGAAGGAAAGGUUUCGGCUACUAAGCUCGUUUAUAAGCUUUAA
Molecule: messenger RNA, 1050 nt
Organism: Colletotrichum godetiae
Lineage: Eukaryota; Fungi; Ascomycota; Sordariomycetes; Glomerellales; Glomerellaceae
Product: chaperonin 10-like protein
Exons: 5
Coding region: 1-1050 (349 amino acids)
Molecular function (GO): oxidoreductase activity, acting on NAD(P)H
Source: RefSeq, a predicted model, not a curated record